Molecule: messenger RNA, 1503 nt
Organism: Anthostomella pinea
Lineage: Eukaryota; Fungi; Ascomycota; Sordariomycetes; Xylariales; Xylariaceae
Source: the annotation of a GenBank genome assembly
AUGUCGUCGGAAACCCAGCCCAUAAACCCAGCCCGCUUCGCCGAAGCUCUGACUGAGCUACCCGCCAGCAGCCUUGCCCUGAAGGUUCUCGAACUGCGCAAUUCCAUCGCACACCUCGACUACUCCAAUGCAGAGCUAAAGCCGUUCGCCGAGGGUACGUGGUCGACAAUCGAUCAGCAGGGAGGCACCCCACAGCCCGAUCAAGACUGCAUAGAUGCCAUCGCCGAGAACGAGACCGUGAUCGCUCGCAUGCAAGAGCGGAUCAACCUCAUACGCGUCGAGGUAGAGAACCGCGGCUUGAGCUGGCAAGAGUUUCAGGGCAAGGAAGACGACCCUCCCGCACCCAACGAGACCAACGGGACGCGCGAGGCUUCCACCACAGCACCGUUGACAAACGGCGUCAACGGCCAUGGGCCUUCUGGGGAAGGACAACAUGAGGCAUGGCGAGAUGGAACCUUUCAAACCGGCACGAUACGAGGACCGAGCGACGAAGAGCUUCUCAGACAGCUCGAAAACCUCAUGCCACCCGAGCAUGACGAAGACGACGCGGACGGGGAUGCGCUCAUCUUUGAGGACUACCCCAACAAGCUCUACACCAUCUCCUGCGAGGCCCGCCAACGCCAACCCAGGCCGCCACCUUUGGCACAGCAUCAUGGCACAGCAUCACACACUCUCAGUCCACAUCUGACAUCUACACUGCCAACCCAAAUGGAUACCCUUCAACUCAUCAUCCUGCUGCUUCACGUUCUGCCUGCUCUUGCAGUACGAUGCGAGUACAAUACGACUUCUCCCCAACCAGGUAUACCUAGCAAGGCUUCCGCAUGUCUUCUCUACCAGGUUGAUCACGGCGAUAAGCCCAUGCAAACGGACCUGUGCACCAACAACUACACCACUAUCAAAACCUUUCCGAUCGAAAAGAAUGCCACUCAACAUGAUUGGCUCGAACAUUGCAGGUUCCGGUUAGACUACCUGCCCAACAUCGUUGUUGGCAAGUACUCCGAGGACGACUGGAACUCCUUCAUAGAGACCACGCCAGACGACGGAGGGUAUGGCUGCGCUUUUCAGUUCAAGAUCCUCUCACUACCGAAUACAACGUUCCCGCUGUUCAUUGGUGGUCAGAGUCUCCUCAACUUGACAUACAACUCGCCCCUCACUUCCCUAGCCCUGCUAGCAGCUUCCUCCACCGCCAUCGACAUCGAGUUCGAAUUCUACCCAAGCGGCGACCUCACCUGCUCUUCCGGCUCCCUCUCGGCCCUCACCAUCAGCACGGAGGGCCAGUGCUACAAUAUCGGCAACCCGGCGGAGUCCUUCCAUAUCGGCGGACCAUCCACCCAAGACCAGGUGCCUGAGGGCUGCAUGAUCACUGGCUCUGCGGGUCAGGACUGUACUGGAUCGGUGGAUCUGGAGGUUUGGGGCCCUAGCGAUGGGAGCUUGUGUUAUAUUGGCGGUGUGAACAUGGGAAACGGAGCGCCGGUGCGUAGUCUUUUGUACACUUGUUUGUGA